This is a messenger RNA of Parathielavia appendiculata, 390 nucleotides long. RefSeq lists its product as uncharacterized. Bases 27 to 233 code for a protein of 68 amino acids. The record is from RefSeq and is a predicted model, not a curated record. NCBI's taxonomy places the organism in Eukaryota, Fungi, Ascomycota, Sordariomycetes, Sordariales, Chaetomiaceae. The transcript has a single exon.
AUGUGCCAAGUAGGGUGGCCCGGUCAAUGCCGUCAAUGAUCCCCUCCCCAUCUGAAACAGGGACUGAGAGAUGGGAGCAUACACUCACGCCCCCACCCCUUCGAUAUGAUCAGCCAGUGAGACCCGAUACAGACAUGCUGAUGCCGUUGGAAGCGCCCGGUUGCUCCCACACACCCUUUCUUAGCGACGCUAGGCUCGCUGUGUCGGAUCUUGCAGCGCGGGACCUCGCAUAAGAAGAGGUGGAGGGUGUGGUCGUGGUGGAUCUGGUCUACGUACCGUAAGGAGACGAUGCCCGUGGAGGGAAGACGCUGGAUCUGACAAGGCACGCUUGUAGUAUCGCGUACGGAUACCGACAUGGGGACCAGUUGAUAACCGGGGUCCAGCCACGAU